This is a messenger RNA of Mesorhabditis spiculigera, 1572 nucleotides long. The record is from the annotation of a GenBank genome assembly. NCBI's taxonomy places the organism in Eukaryota, Metazoa, Nematoda, Chromadorea, Rhabditida, Rhabditidae.
AUGCGGCCGAUUCUGGGUUGGCUGCUGUAUCUCUUCGCCUUCUUCGAUGCGUCUGAUUCCAAACUCCACGAAGUCGGGCUGCGCGACCCGAUGGAGACAUUGAGUCAUCGGGGGAAGGGAUUGGCCAAUUCGACGAAGCAGAAAAUCCCGUCAUUCCGCGAGAUCUGGCAUUGGUUCAAGGAUCCCAGGGAAGUGGAAUGGAAGCACACUUGGAUGCAUCAGUUUCAUAGGUGCGAUUGCGACUGUUGGGAAAAGAUUUGCAAUUUCCUCGAUUCGCACUCAUUACCAAAUGGAAUCCAAAUUAUCAAGCACGUGGAGCCGAAACUAAAAAGUCUGGCCAAAAUUGACUCGAAGCUGAAUGGCAUUUGUAAAUGGGAUCCCAAGGCUUCAAAAAGUGCACCUAAGCUCGUGUCGGAACAAUUUCUUCACUACGUAACAGGCCUAACAACGAAGCGACUGCCUAAGUACAAAAAUGAUGAAAGAACUGGCAUCAAUCGGUUGACCGCCUUCCAAGACGACUAUCGUAAACUCGUAAACAUGCAAUACGUUUAUGAACCGGUGGUCAGCUUGUGGCAAUUGCCAGAUUAUGGAGCAGUUGGUAGCAUAAAAGUACGGUAUGAUGGAACUCACUUUCUGAUCUCCGGCAACGAGGUGUUGAUUUCUCUAAUUUGGACGUUUAUGUAUUACAAUCUUCCGGCCCAAGGCUGCUUCCGUGAACUCGACAAAGCCCACCCCUACUUUCGCCUGGUCUCCUCCAGCAAAACGAUCAUGAACUUUUACGGCUCCAAAGCCAUUUGCAUGUUCACCGGCGAUGUGGUGGACUUGCACAACGACUACAGCGAGUACGACCCGGAGCUGUCGCCAAAGCGUUGGGCUCGGGAUGUCUCCAAAACGAUGCACGACUUUGGGUUCGUCGAGUCGAACGAGUGGCUGUUUGCCUACGAUGUGCAUAAUUUUGGGAACCUCGGGUUCUAUCUAGAACGACCCCGGCUGUCGGUUUUCGUGAUAUUUUGCAUCGCCGUCCUCACCUGGCUCCGUUACAACUUCGACAUGUCCAUCUUGGACAUUUAUCGUUGCUUGUGGACCAUGACGACCGCGUUUUGCUGGGGCUCACGACCGCGAGCCUACCGUCCGUUCCGAAAGGAUCCUGUUUGCGCUAGACCGGCAAGGAUUAAGAAAAGCCAACGCAGCACCGCACGCACCACUUUGGAAGUCGCCGAGGAGCUUCGGUUUGAUCAGCAUUAUCCUCGAUAUCCUGAAGACCCGGAAGCCGUGCCCAUUUCACAGAAAAAUAUUCAAUGCGCCGUUUGCAACGAGGAGACCACAGUCCCGGGUACUUCCUAUGUCGAGGUCGAAUGCAUCAGUUGCGGGAUUUACCAUGUUGACUGGGUCUGCUACCGGAUGAUGCUGGCCGACCGCGGGUUGGAUGCUACUUGUCGUCAGGAUCAGCUGAAAUACGACGAAUGCUUGGCCUGGGCUUGCCCCGGCCAUAUCUCUUCCAUUCAGCGAAUUCAUCAGUCCGGAGAGCGGCUGAAGGUCCUGAAGCUCGCCAAGCGCACGGCUUCCGGUAGA